AGCACAAACAUGGCGGGCAUUGUUUUUGAGUUGAACACAUUGCAAGCAUUAUCGGUGUGUUUUAUACUUGCUGUAGGCUACGUUGCUAGUCUCUAUAUAUGGAAUAACAAAUUACACAGAGAUCACCCUGCAACAAUAAAAAGAAGAUGUAUCAGUGUGUUGCUGUUCUCCUCUUUAGCUCCUGGAUUUGUGUGGUAUUUCAGCACUCCAACUGAAACACUGGGUCACAGCCUCAUGACAUGGCUAGGAGUAAGAUUCUCAGGAACCAUCAUGGCAGCUGUUUUACCACUGUUUCUGACUAUUGUUUUGUUUCUAGGUCCACUAACACUGUUCUAUUUGGAUGGGGUGCUUAAAUUGUAUUUAGAACCCAAGUACUGGCAAGCUAAUAUGAAGAACUUAAUAUGGUUAAGAAAUCAUGUUGUGGCCCCAUUUUCAGAAGAGUUCAUAUUCAGAGCCUGUAUGAUCCCUUUACUCAUCCCUUCUGUCGGUGCUGGCACUGCAGUGUUUCUGGCUCCUCUAUUUUUUGGGGUUGCACAUUUUCACCACAUGGUGGAGAGAGUUAGAAACAAGCAUGCUGACCUUAAAACAGCUUUUCUCCAGUCAUUGUUUCAGUUUUCUUACACAACAGUAUUUGGUGCUUAUUCAGCUUUCUUGUUUAUUCGCACAGGUAGUUUAGUUGCUCCAGUGGUUGCACAUGCCUUCUGUAAUCACAUGGGAUUUCCAGACAUUGGGAUGGUGUUUCAGUACCCUCCUCCACAGAGGUACAAGAUCAUGGCAAACUUUGUGAUUGGACUGGUGUUGUGGUGUUUUCUACUCUAUCCACUGACACAUCCCCCGUUAUUUUCCAAUACAGCAUACAAUUUACUUCUUUGAAAGCUAUGAUCAUGUAUCUGCAAAUACAGCUUUAUAGUAUUAAAGAUCUCCUGUUCAUUCCAUAUGCCAGAAGUAAAAGUUUCAGUUUGUAUUAACUGAUAUAAGUUUUACUUCAAAAGAAAUCUUUGAAGAUAUAUAUAUGAAGUUGUUUUUAAUGGAAAAAUGUAUUUUCUGCAUAAUUAUGAGUAUUGUUAUUAUUGCAACAAAAUUCUGUGCAUUCAGUAUUCCUUUUGCAUGGACGAAGCAUACUUGUAUUUAUGUUUCAUAGAUGAGAUUUACACGAAAACUGUAUAAUAAAGAGCAGUUGCUGUUAUUAUGUUAGUUAAAAUGAAUGAUGUAUAUUUUUGCUAUGUUAUGACAAGUGACUGUCAAGUUAUUUAACAGUUCUAGCAUACGUGAAAACAGUAUGUUUUUCAGAAUGGUGCGAGGUUUGAAACUUGAUGUGACAGAAAUGUUGAUAUAACAAAGUAGUUAA
Molecule: messenger RNA, 1348 nt
Organism: Lingula anatina
Lineage: Eukaryota; Metazoa; Brachiopoda; Lingulata; Lingulida; Lingulidae
Product: CAAX prenyl protease 2
Biological process (GO): CAAX-box protein processing
Cellular component (GO): endoplasmic reticulum membrane
Molecular function (GO): metalloendopeptidase activity
Source: RefSeq, a predicted model, not a curated record